Hypomesus transpacificus is the source of this 2945-nucleotide messenger RNA. RefSeq names its product alpha-2-macroglobulin-like. Bases 57 to 2888 code for a protein of 943 amino acids. Gene Ontology annotation, molecular function: endopeptidase inhibitor activity. Gene Ontology annotation, cellular component: extracellular region. NCBI's taxonomy places the organism in Eukaryota, Metazoa, Chordata, Actinopteri, Osmeriformes, Osmeridae. The transcript has 25 exons. The record is from RefSeq and is a predicted model, not a curated record.
ACAUCGUCAAGGGGGAGGAACUCGAUAAGGGCCAGAAGACUCUCGACUUCUUUUAUAUGGUGAUGUCCAGAGGCAGUGUGGUGAGAAGUGGGCGUCUCCCCGUGUCUGUUGUGAAGGAGUCAGAAAACCGAGGGAAUUUGCGUGUGCCACUUGAGCGUGUUGAUGAGCUUGCCCCAGUGGCCCAAGUGGUUGUGUACACAAUCAUGCCCAAUGGAGUGAUUGUGGCCGACAGCCUGGACUUCCCUGUCGAGCUCUGCCUCAAGAACAAGGUGUCUCUACAGUUCUCCUCGCUCCAGGCACUACCUGGAGGGUCUGUGUCCCUGAUGCUGAAGGCCCAGCCAGGCUCCCUCUGUUCCGUGAGGUCCAUCGACCAGUCGGUCCUGCUGCUGCAGCCUCGAGAGGAGCUCAGCGUCCAAUCGAUGUAUAGCCUACUACCGGUCUCCAAGUUGUCAGGCUACAAUUACAAUAUCGAAGACCCUGAAUCCAACCCAUGCACACCUGUGGGACCCUUGAUCCCUUUUCCCGUGCCAGUGGACAGGCGAUUAGGCCACUUCUGGAUUUUUAACGACAGGAUCGAUGUUUAUAGAGUAUUCAGAGAUAUAGGAAUGAAGAUGAUGACCAACUCUGAUGUGCAGAUGCCUUUUGACUGUACAUCCCACCCUUACCGUGAGCUGAAUGCUGUGCCUAUAGUGUUAAAUGCCCCCAUCAGUGGUUCAGCUGAUGUCAUCCCGGAAGAGACACUGCGAACUUUCUUCCCAGAGACCUGGAUCUGGGACCUGGUGCCUGUUGGAGACUCUGGCGCAAUGACAGUUGAGAAGACCGUCCCUGACACCAUUACCACAUGGGCUUCUGGAGCUUUCUGCACGUCCCCUGGGGGUCUGGGUCUGGCUCCCAGUACGACCCUCACAGCCUUUCAGCCUUUCUUCGUCAGUCUCACCCUACCGUUCUCAGUUAUCCGCGGCGAGGUGUUCACCCUCCGGGCCACCGUCUUCAACUACCUUUCCACGUGCAUCAUGGUCAAGGUGACAGUGUCACCUUCGGACCCGUUCAGCAUCACACCCUGUGUUGACUGCCAGUACCAGCUGUGUCUGUGUGCCAAUGAGAGCAGAACUUUCCUGUGGCUCGUCACCCCCACCGCUCUAGGGGAGGUGAGUGUGAAGGUGAGUGCAGAGGCCAUAAAGACCAUCGUUCGCUGUGGUAAUGGCCUGCCCACGGUUCCCAAGAUGAGCCGCAUUGACACGGUGGUCCAGACAUUCUUGGUGGAGGCUGAGGGGAUCCCUAAGACUGACAGCUACAACGCCCUCCUCUGCCCUGCAGCGGGUCCAGUAGAGACGACUAUCUCUCUGCAGCUGCCGGCUGAGUUUGUGAUUGGAUCAGCCAAGGCCUCGCUCUCUAUCCUGGGUGAUCUGAUGGGCAGAGCCUUGAGGAAUGUGGGCAACCUGCUGGCCAUGCCCACCGGUUGUGGAGAGCAGAACAUGCUUCAGUUUGCCCCCAACGUCUACAUCCUGGAGUACCUGCAGAGCACCUAUCAACUAACAACUGAGAUCAAGGAAAAGGCUGUAGUCUUCCUGCAGGGUGGUUAUCAGAAUGAGCUCAACUACAAACAUACUGAUGGCUCGUACAGUGCCUUUGGCCAGAGGGAUGAAUCUGGCAACACCUGGUUGACCACCUUUGUAAUGAAGUCUUUCGGAGGGGCGCAGCCUUUCGUGUUUAUCGACCCCAUCCACAUCACCAUGGCGAAGUCCUGGUUGGCCAGUCUGCAGCAGCCUAAUGGCUGCAUCACCUCUGUGGGGAAGCUCUUCCACAAUGACAUGCAGGGAGGCGUGAGUGACAACGUGUCCUUGACUGCCUACGUCACUGCAGCCCUGCUGGAGCUGGGAUAUAACACCACUGACCCCAUGGUUGCGAACUGUCUGGGCUGCUUACGCACUGCGAUAGCCAACCAAGUGGAUAACCUCUACACUGUAGCCCUGCUCUCCUACACCUUCACCCUGGCAGGAGACCAGGACACACGGCGCAUGCUGAUCACCCGCCUGGACCAGGCUGCCCAGGUCACAGAUGGUGCUCGUCACUGGGAGGGAGCGGCCACUCCUGGGACUGGCCUGAACUCCAUCGCCGUGGAGAUGACCUCGUACGUGCUCCUCGCGCUUCUCUCCGGACCGGUGAUGGAAGGUUUCGGUUUGGAUUACGCAUCCACCAUCGUAUUGUGGCUGGUCAAGCAACAGGACAUCAAUGGAGGCUUCUCUUCUACACAAGACUCAGUGGUGGCACUGCAGGCCCUGGCAAAAUACGCUGCUGCCACCUACAGUCCAGGAGGUGCUACUACAGUGGUGGUGACCUCUGGUGACUGGAGGCAGAACUUCAGGGUGGACCAGCAGAACCGCCUGCUGUACCAGGAGCAGCCACUAAAGCAGGUUCCUGGAGUGUACCGGAUCAGGGCUGAAGGGGAGAGCUGUGUGUUUGUCCAGAUCGCUCUGCUUUACAACGUCCCACCUCGUCCAGAUGUCUCUGCCUUUACUUUGACAGUUGAGGUGGUCGAUAGGUGCCAACCCAAACCCUCCCUCAUCUUGGUGGUUAAAGUCAGGUACAGUGGUCACCGGGAUGAGACCAACAUGGUUAUUAUUGAUGUCAAACUUCUUUCCGGCUUCAUCCUAGACAAGACCUCGUUGAACCCUAUGAAGGCUUCAAAGCGUGUUGAUGAGAAGGAUGGACAUGUGAUCAUCUACGUAGAACAGCUGAAGCAGAAUGAGACCAUGUCCUACACACUCGUCAUGGUGGAAGAUUUUCCUGUCAAGAACCUCCAAUCUGCUGUGGUCAAAGUCUACGACUACUACCAGAAAGGUGACGAGGCGGUUAGUGAGUACAGCUCUAGCUGUGUAACUGAGUGAUGUGUAAAAUGAUGGACAUCUGCAUUCCGUUUCCUGUAUCUGACCAAUAAAAGCUUU